GAUCUUCACUACAUAAAUCUCCGCGUUUUCUCUCACUUCUGGUUCUUCGACUUAGGGUUUUAGUCUGCACAAAUUUCUCUCAAGGCGUCGCCGUGUGUGAUAACCCUCAGAAGCAGCAACAAUGGUGAAGGGAGCCCAAGGUGAAAGAGUCAGACUCUAUACACGAGGAACUGUUCUUGGUUACAAGAGGUCGAAGUCAAACCAGUACCCAACAACUUCAUUGGUUCAGAUCGAAGGAGUUAACACCAAGGAAGAUGUUUCUUACUACGCUGGUAAGAGGAUGGCUUACAUUUACAAGGCCAAAGUGAAGAAAGAUGGAUCCCAUUACAGAUGUAUUUGGGGAAAAGUUAUUAGACCUCAUGGAAACAGUGGUGUUGUUAGAGCUCAGUUUAAGUCUAACCUCCCCCCUAGAGCCAUGGGAGCUAAAGUGAGGGUUUUCAUGUACCCAAGCAACAUAUAAGAGGUGAUCAUUCCAGUUACUGAAAUCAUGGCCGUUGGCGUAAUUUGUUUCUUUCAAACUCCUGAGUAGUAUCUGUGGUUGCAGCCAAAUUUGCAUCGUUUAGCUGUUUAUUCUGUUUAGUGUGAUGGUAGUCGGCUGUUCAGCAUCAGAUCGUUUUCUUUAAUUAAUAUAGUUGUUUUCUCUACCUAAAGAAUCUGUUUAAAUACAGCGUAGGUAUUUUGUUGUCCAACAACCCUUAUGUGACUAAGGAAUCCUUUUUGAAAAAUCUGAUCUCCUUAAUUUGGUUUCUUCUUUUAAGUUUGGUUUCUUCAUUGA
This is a messenger RNA of Papaver somniferum (opium poppy), 775 nucleotides long. Its product is annotated as 60S ribosomal protein L35a-1-like. Lineage: Eukaryota; Viridiplantae; Streptophyta; Magnoliopsida; Ranunculales; Papaveraceae. Gene Ontology annotation, cellular component: ribosome; cytosolic large ribosomal subunit. The transcript has 4 exons. The coding region runs from base 122 to 460 and encodes 112 amino acids. Gene Ontology annotation, biological process: cytoplasmic translation; ribosomal large subunit biogenesis. Gene Ontology annotation, molecular function: structural constituent of ribosome. The record is from RefSeq and is a predicted model, not a curated record.